AUGUUCUCUUUUGGCAAGCGAUCCCCUCGUACCAACCCCUCGCCCGCUGGUGCAAAGACCUGGAUUCCAUCCAGAGCCAACCCCAGUCAGGAAUUUAGAGCUAUCUCUUUCUCCAAGGCUCAGGAGCUGAAUCAGUACUACUUGAGCCAAGGGUAUAAGUUACGAUUUGACUGGAGUGCUUUGACAGAAACUGCCUACUUCAAGAUGCCUGGCCCCUUUCACGAGCUUCCAGGACUGUGGCUGUUUGGUCAGUGUGAUCUGAUCAACCAGCGACUGGCUGAGCUAGCCAUUUGUGGGAUUCCGAAGGUCUAUGGACUGGCAUCUUCGGACGUUCAGCUCACGAAAGGGUCAUUGGUGGUCUCCCGGGAGACCGGGAAAGCAAAAUCGUACUACCAGCCUGAUGGGUCGCUCUACCUGGAGUAUUAUACCACAGGCAAUCCAGGGAGACCUAUAUCAGCAGCCGAUAGCCCGCGCGUGGUCAUGGAGGUCUGCUUCUCUCAGAGCCUCGAAGACGCCUUGGACAAGGCAGUUGAUUAUCUUCACUUCUCAGACAGGCAGAUUCAUGCUGUCAUCAUUUGCGAUAUGAAGUAUAAUGAUCCGCGUAAGAAGCUGGGGUUUCAAGCCAACAUAAGCUUAUGGAUGCGUCCACCCACCGGGAAUCCAGAUGAAGACUUCCCUUUGGAUGAAUGCCAGUUAGGGCAGGCCGACCACGCAAUCGAAGCUGACACGGAAGAUUUGGCCGAAAGAGCGGAGAGCAUCAGAAGCGAGGGAACGGAAGAGUCUGUCCAACCGGAGCUCCACUUCUCAUCGUACACCAAAAGUGGUCAGGCCCCGCUCGGCAUAUGGAACCGUAGUGGUUGGCAGAUCAUAAUUGAUGAAACAAGAGAGGCAGCGGAAGCCUUGCCAAGUAAUCCUCAGCUCACAAUGAGCUUCUAUGAUGUGGUCCGGAUAUGCAACAAGGCCCCGUCUCAUGCGCUCUCGGUCCAAGAGCAAAUGAUUCCCCUGCCGUUACAAUGGCUUCAGGCUCGGCUCGUGACCCAGCUAGAAAAGGACCGCCAGGAGCUGAAGCCAGCGCCGGUUGCACGCUCCACAACUCGCUCGGUUCCCCGCAUAAUUGGGAUGACAAGGCGGGUAUCACAGCAGGUCUCGGACGCCAUAAGGGCAUCUAUGCAAGGUUGA
Rhizoctonia solani is the source of this 1179-nucleotide messenger RNA. RefSeq lists its product as uncharacterized. The coding region runs from base 1 to 1179 and encodes 392 amino acids. The transcript has 4 exons. NCBI's taxonomy places the organism in Eukaryota, Fungi, Basidiomycota, Agaricomycetes, Cantharellales, Ceratobasidiaceae. The record is from RefSeq and is a predicted model, not a curated record.